This is a messenger RNA of Parastagonospora nodorum SN15, 1244 nucleotides long. RefSeq lists its product as hypothetical. The coding region runs from base 1 to 726 and encodes 241 amino acids. The record is from RefSeq and is a predicted model, not a curated record. The transcript has 2 exons. Lineage: Eukaryota; Fungi; Ascomycota; Dothideomycetes; Pleosporales; Phaeosphaeriaceae.
AUGGCCAUUUUCGGGUGUCUUCGAAGCGGAGAGGCCCACAUGCGCAACAUGCAGAAAAUGAACUCUGUCCUUUUGCCCAAGGCAGAUGCGGUGAUGGUGAUCUGCAUCGAGUGCCGCACUGGGCUGAACUUCGCUGGUCACCAGAUGAGGAUACACACUGGUCGUGCUUCACUCUGGCAUAUUCUCGAGGCUCGAGAGGAUCGCACUUGGAUGCUACACAUACAUACCCUUAUUGAAUUCUACUUCUACGAGCACUUCCAAACGUCGUCGCAGAAUCUGCAGGUCUUCAGAACACACACACUGACUCGCAACCUCCGACCCCCCGUCGGGCCAGAACAAUCUCACGAUGCCCGCCCAAAGCCCAAAUGUUGGUGUUCACUCUCGGCCAGCAAGGAUGCCUCGGUGUCCACUCGCCCUCGACGUCACUCCGCAGCGGGCGCCAACGUUGCGCGGCCCCUCGUUAGCGCACGAUCAUCAGCAAAAAAGGCGAUCGAUAUGGACAACACAAGCGCUACCAGCAAAGUCCAGACUCUGGUUUCAUUCUGGCCCUGCAUUCCUGGGCGACUGAUCAUGAGGGGCGAAGGCAGUGAUGAUGUUUUUGAAUAUGUGACAUUGUUGUACUACAAAGCAAUUCUUCAAAAACCGUCACCCAUCUCGUGGGGAGGUGCGUGUGCUGAAAUCAAAAUCCCUGGGACUCCAAAUGUUCCAACUCCAGAAGCCGAAUAAACCCACACUCUUGAGGUAUAUGAUACAACAAUCGAAAACUCCAACCCAAUAAACAUGCUGAGAUCCCGCUCAAGUUGUCCUAUGCUUCCCUAGGUUGUGAUGGCCGAAUAGUGUGAAUGAUGAAGUAUGUCGCUAAAGCUCAAUGGUCAUAAGGUUCGUAGUCACUUGUUUGACAAGUUUGAUGACGUCGGCGGUCACGACGCUUUUUGCGAAGUGUUGGCAGAUGAUAGUGAUGCGAAGGAGCUGGUGAGCGCCGAGUAGGCGGCUGCUGGUCGUCCAUUUGUCGAUGAUGCUGAUGAAGUGCUGUUGCUGCGUGAUUGAAUGUUGAGAGCGACGCAGCUAUCGCAGCGUCCGUUUGUGGCGUUGCAUCGGCCUCGACAUCCGCGCUCGUAGUUGACGCAGGAGAACAUUGUGGUGGAUUUUGUUGGUUGUUGGAUUGGAGAUCGGAAUCAGAGGCGUUCGUGUGUUAUUUGGAGUAAAGUUGGAGAAUGGCUUGCUUAAGGAGACUUUGUACGAUC